Molecule: messenger RNA, 1689 nt
Organism: Bathycoccus prasinos
Lineage: Eukaryota; Viridiplantae; Chlorophyta; Mamiellophyceae; Mamiellales; Bathycoccaceae
Product: putative cytoplasmic protein
Exons: 1
Coding region: 1-1689 (562 amino acids)
Source: RefSeq, a predicted model, not a curated record
AUGAAGACCAAAAAUUUAGACCAAAAACAGCUGCACUUUUUUCAAGGCAAAAAGAGGAUUACACACAGCAGUAGAGUAUUAUAUAUCUACUUAUUAUCACUAUACAAAAAUCAAAUACUAAUGGGAGAAAACAAAAACGCGAUGCCGAUUUUACGGAAACGGCAACUGAAAAGAAGACUUUUAUGCUGUGCAGUCUUGUUUUUGAUUUUGGGAGCGCACGUGUGGAAAAAUCGAUUGCGUGAUGAAGAUUCUUUUAACGACGACGAUGAUGAUGAUGAUGAUGGAUUGAUGAGAAAAAAUGCGAACGAGGACGGGAGGAAGAAGAGUUUACGAAGCAGAGGAAGAGGAGAUGAUGAUAUAGAUGAUACAGAUGAUGAUAUAGAUGAUGAUGAUGAUAACGAUGAUGAUGUGACGAAUAAUAAUAAUAAAGUGGAACGACUCCACACGAACACGAGAGUUCCAGAGUUUGCCUUUGGAGGCCAAUGGGGAGCAACCAGAAACCAAGCGAAACUAAACGAGCGCACGUCGCCGACGUUCGGGUGCCACGCGACGACGUCCAUGCACAUCAAAAAUCCAGACACGGAUAAACUGGAAGUUCUCGUCGCGUGGUUCGGCGGUUCCUACGAAGGCGCCGAGGACGUCGGCAUUUGGACGGCGAGGAGAGACGAAGAGACCGGGAUGUGGACGAAACCAAAGUUAGCCGCGAAGAAGUUUAGAAAUAAACCGUACGAAGGGAAGAACUUGAAACAUAACUCGCCGUAUAACAAGCCAGAGCCGGAACGGAAAGGAGGCGAGCCGCAUUGGAAUCCGGUUUUGUUUUGCGCCGGCGCCGGCGAAUCGGACGGGGACGGGGCGAGUUUAGGAUCGUGCGAGAAGGAAAUCGUCUUGUAUUUUAAGCUCGGGUGGAAGAUUUGGUUCUGGGAGACGUGGGAGGUGAGGUCGCGAGACGGUGGGAACACCUGGUCCGAGCCGAAAGAGACGGUGAAAAACGAUAAAGGAGGGAGAGGACCGGUGAAGAAUAAACCAAUCGUGUUAUCGGACGGGACGUGGCUCGCGCCGGCGUCGUUGGAAGGGCCAAUGCCCGGCCAAAAAAGGAAACAAUGGCGCGCGUUUGCGGAUAUUUCUAUCGAUUUAGGUAAAACGUGGAAACCGAGCUCGAUUAUUUUACCGAGCGAGAACGGGUACGGGAACAUUCAGCCGACGGUGUGGGAGAGCGAGCCCGGGCACGCGCACAUGCUUCUCAGAUCCUCUCGAGGUCGAAAAGGGAUGUGGAUUUGGCGUUCAGAUUCUAAAGACGGCGGGAAGACGUGGACGCAAAGUAGAAAAACAAAGUUACCGAACAACAACUCCGGUUUAGACGUCGCGUAUUUACCGAAAUCGAAAGUGCUCGUGUUGGCGUACAACCACGUCAUGAACGUCGACUCGCGAUCGCCGAUUCGAUUAGCCAUAUCCAAAGAUAACGGCGAAAACUGGGAGUUACAAGUGGAAUUAGAUAACGAGAAAGGGUCGGUGCAUAACGCCGGUCACGAGUACUCGUACCCGUCGUGCGUCCCUUGGCCGGCGAAGGAGUACGGCGAGGAAGGCGUUUCGGUGACGUACACGUGGCACAGAAGACGCGUGGCGUUCUUCUCGGCGAGUUUGCGGGAACUUUUGAAAAUGGCCAAGCCGAACGACCAAUUAACGAUUUAG